This is a messenger RNA of Striga asiatica, 1842 nucleotides long. The record is from the annotation of a GenBank genome assembly. Lineage: Eukaryota; Viridiplantae; Streptophyta; Magnoliopsida; Lamiales; Orobanchaceae.
CUAUCAUUAGGCCAAAAUAAAUUGAGGCCACAAUGCAUAAAUUCGACCUUGGUAGGAAGAGGAAAAUAAAACCAUACGUAUUUUGCUUCUAGAAGAAAAAAUUGAAAAAAAAAUACAGAAAACGCAUAGAGAGCUAUGGAGUGGUGUGUGUCGAUGCCGAAGAUUGAAUUACAUGCUCAUCUCAAUGGCUCCAUAAGAGAUUCUACUCUACUAGAACUUGCCCGAGAAUUGGGGGAGAAAGGCGCCAUAGUUUUCUCAGACGUAGAGCAUGUUAUACGCAAAGAGGAUCGUACGCUCAGUGAAGUCUUCAAAAUGUUUGAUUUGAUUCAUAUUAUUACCACAGACCACAAAACUGUUACGAGGAUCAGCAAAGAGGUUAUUGAAGACUUUGCUGCUGAUAAUGUUGUAUACUUGGAGUUAAGAACGACUCCGAAGAGAAAUGAUUCUAAAGGGAUGAGCAAGCGCUCAUACAUCCAAGCAGUUUUAGAGGGCAUACAAUCUGUAGAUGCUGUUGAUGUGGACCUUUUCGAUAGGCCGAAUGUAGAUAUUUCUGUUAACUCUCAUCUUGGGAAUGAUUUAAGCAAUGGAACUAAAACUGGAAGAAAGAAGAUAUAUGUGAGGCUACUUCUCAGUAUUGACCGUCGUGAGACAGCUGAAGCUGCAAUGGAAACUGUGAAGCUUGCUCUAGAAAUGAGAAACCGGGGAGUUGUGGGCAUAGAUCUUUCUGGAAAUCCUCUUGUUGGUGAAUGGCCAACUUUUUCCCCAGUUUUGGAGUUUGCUAAAAAUCAAGGACUUCCAAUAACUCUCCACUGUGGCGAGGUCCCCAAUCCAGAUGAAAUCCACUCAAUGUUAGAUUUUCUUCCGAGGAGAAUCGGACAUGCUUGUUGCUUUGAAGAUGAUCAUUGGGAACUUUUGAAAAGGCUCCAGAUCCCGGUGGAAAUUUGUUUGACAUCCAAUAUUAGAACAGAGACCAUUGCUUCUACAGAUGAAAUAAAUAAGGAAAAUAGAUGUCUAGCUAAUGGAACUAUUCGUCUUGCAGCUGAUUUGUACACGGCAAACCACCCAUUGAUUUUGUGCACGGAUGAUGCUGGGGUUUUCUCGACCAGUCUAUCCUCCGAGUACGCACUUGCCUCGUCUGCAUUUGGUCUUGGAAAGAGGGAAAUGUUUCGGCUUGCACAGCAAGGCAUCGACUUCAUUUUUGCAUGUGAUGCAGUGAAAGAUGAACUGAAGACUAUAUUUUCUGGUCAUGGGGAACACGAAUACUUUGUAUGGAACUCUGGUCUAUCACAAUGAAAAGAACGUGACUUCUAUGCACGGUCGAGAAUGAAUAGUAGUUCGUCAUACAUUCGAAAAUUCAAGUGCUGUGACAACAUCUCCGAUUAAAGGCCUCGUGCUGGCUUCUUCUUGAAGACACAUAGCUGCAACUGCAAGUGCUUGGUACAACCCUUUUGCUGGGUAGUUCCCUUCGAGUAAUGGGUCGGCCAUUUGUGUGAAUUUUCUCCUGUCUUUGAAAAGGGGUUUUGCCUGCAAAAAAGUAUGUUUCCUAUCAAAUUUUCAAGGUUCAAAUUGGUUAAGGUUGUGUUUGGUAAACAUAUAAGCCAGCUUAUAGCUUAUUGUAUUCAAAUAAGUUUGGUUUGGUAGGAUGAGGUUUUUUAAGUACAUCGAGUCUAUCAAAUUUUCAGGUUCACUGAGGCAAGCAAAUUUGGUUAAGGCUGUGUUUGGUAAGCGUAUAAGCUAACUUAAAGCUUAUUUGACUAACUUAUAAGUUUUCUGUAUUCAAAUAGUUUGGUUUGGUAGGAUGAACUUUUUUAAAUAGUUCGAGCUUAGCUCAUAAGCUUCAUU